Messenger RNA from Onychostoma macrolepis, 4608 nucleotides. RefSeq names its product NACHT, LRR and PYD domains-containing protein 12-like. The record is from RefSeq and is a predicted model, not a curated record. Gene Ontology annotation, molecular function: protein binding. Lineage: Eukaryota; Metazoa; Chordata; Actinopteri; Cypriniformes; Cyprinidae. The transcript is spliced from 9 exons. The coding region runs from base 644 to 3826 and encodes 1060 amino acids.
GCUAUCGGCGCCGACUAUUACAUCUUAAUGAAUCGGUGUUGACAAAAAGUGUCCUUGAAAAACAACCUUGCUUUGAUAUGAGAUAUUAUUGUUGCUUUUGAUAAAACAAGCUGUUUUUCAUCAUUAAAAACAUUUUUAUCCAUAGCAUAUGAAUGAUUGAACCCUUCUCUGUGGACACACAAUUUUAGAUGUAGUGAGAAGACAAUAAGGGUCAUAGAUUUGAUAUAAUAAUGAUAAAAUUAAAUUAAAGUGUAUAAUUGUGUUAAAUACAUUGUUACUAAUCCUUCACAACAUUUACAAUUGAAAAUGUUCAUUUUUAAACCUAAUAGCAGUUAGAAUUGCUGGACAUGUUUUGUCCCGUGUCUGAAGAAUCCGUGCCCUACAUAAGUUUACUAAUAAUAGUCCACCUGACAGAGAGAAUGAACACAAUGAAUUCAGACGCUGAUGAACAGCUGUUAACAAGCAGAUUCACUGAAGAACAGAGAAACAACACAAACACUACUACAACUCAUAUUUUAUAUAUUUUAUGUACUUGUUUAUUUUCAAAGAGUUGCUUAUUUAUUUCUGGAAAGUGUCUGGUGACAUUGGAGUGAUUUAAAAACCUUCUUCUUCCAGCCCAGCAGCAGCGAGUCGGUGAAGGACGAUGGCAUCUGGUGAGCAGGAUUGUGACACACGAGAUGAGCCGGAAAACAAAAAGCUGAAACUCGAGGAAGAGUCACAAAAAAUCUCAGAGAUGGCAGAGAAAUUCACCGAAAAACAAGCAGAUUUGAUUCUGAAAAAAUUCUUGGAAACUCACAAAUCCAACACAAAGAAGAAAGCAGAAGGUAUUUUUGAGGGCACAGAAGAAAAUAAAGCACAUCUCCAGGCUGUUUACACAGAGCUCUUCAUCACAGAGGGAGAAAUGAAGGAGGUUAAUCAGGAUCGUGAGUUUAUGAAGAUUGAUGAUGCUUUCAAGAACAAAAAAACACAGGACAAACCAAUCAAAUGCAAUGAUAUAUUUACAUUAUUAAGGGAAAACAAUGAGAAAAAGAUUGUGCUGACCAAGGGAGUCGCUGGCAUUGGAAAAACAGUCUCUGUGCACAAGUUCAUCCUGGACUGGGCAGAAGGAGAAGCCAAUCAGGAUAUAGACUGUGUGUUCCUGCUUCCAUUCAGAGAGAUUAACUGCAUUAAAGACAGAGAGUUCAAUCUCCAUGAGUUUCUGCGGAAAUUUUAUGCUGAAUUGAAGAACAUGGAAAAAUCAAAGUUAUAUGAGGAAUGUAAACUUGCCUUUAUAUUUGAUGGACUUGAUGACAGUCACCUGCCUUUAAAUUUUAAAAGCAAAACAUUGAACGAUGUUGAGGAAAGAUCAUCUGUAGAUGUGCUGUUCACAAGUCUGGUCAAAGGUCAGCUGCUUCCAUCAGCUCUAGUCUGGGUGACCUCACGACCAGCAGCAGCCAAACAGAUCCCUCCUCGGUAUGUAGGUUUGUUCACUGAGGUGCGAGGAUUCACUGACCAGCAGAAGGAGGAGUACUUCAGAAGGAGAAUCACAGAUGAGAGUCUGGCUGACAGAAUCAUCUCACACAUUAAGACGUCUCGUAGUCUCUACAUCAUGUGCCACAUUCCUGUGUUCUGCUGGAUCACAGCCACAGUACUUCAGAAUACUCUCAAGAGCAGUGAAGAGAACAUCAGCACAACACUCACGGAAAUGUACAUCCACUUCCUGCUGAUACAGAUGAACAUGAAUAAACAGAAAUAUGACGAAAAGACAGAAAGAGAAUCUACAAAGAACCUAGAUUUAAACAGAACAAUGAUUUUAAAGUUAGCCAAGCUAGCAUUUGAACAGCUGAAGAAGGAACACAUAGUGUUCUAUGAGGAAGAUCUGAAAUCAAGUGGUAUUGAUGUGAGUAAAGACACUGAGUUCACAGGAAUGAUUGCUGAGAUCUUUAAGAUGGAAUUACUUCAUUUCAAGAAGGUUUUCAGCUUUGUGCAUCUGAGUGUUCAAGAGUUCCUCGCUGCAGUGCAUGUGUUCCUCUGUUACCUGAACAAGAACAUGCAGGAGCUUCAGUUUUUCUUUGAUGAGCCAGAAGAAAAUAUCACAUUGCAGGAGCUACUGCAGGAGGCUGUUGAUAAAGCCGUGGAGAGUCAGAGAGGACAUCUGGACCUGUUCCUGCGGUUUCUGAUGGGCAUUACAUUGGAAUCCAGUCAGAACCUGCUCAAAGGCCUGAUCACACACACUGAAGACACCACAGAGAGCAUCAGACAAAUAACUCAAUAUAUUAAACAAGUACAAAACAAGAAUAUCUCAGAUGAAGCUUCAGUCAACCUAUUCUACUGCUUGCUUGAGCUCAAAGAUCAUUCAUUAUAUGAGGAAAUCCAGAGAUACCACAGUUCAGAUGAACAUCCAGGAAGAGACCUCUCAUCUUCAAUGUGCACCGUGCUGACCACAGUACUGCUGACGUCAAAGAAGGUGCUGGAUGAGUUCAACCCAAAGAGAUAUACGUCAUCACAAGCAGGCUUUACAAGACUGGUUCCAGCUGUGAGAUGCUGCAGAAGAGCCUUAUUUGACGGCUGUGGUCUUGAUGAGACAUGCUGUGAAUCUGUAUCUUCAGCUCUCCAAUCAUCAAACUCUCAUCUGACAGAGUUGGACCUGGGUAACAAUGACCUGCGGGAUUCAGGAGCGAAGCUGCUUUCUGAUGGUCUGAAGAGUUCACACUGUCAGCUGAACACACUGAGGCUGUAUGGCUGUAGUCUCACUGCUCAGUCUUGUGAGAGUUUGUCAUCAGCUCUACAAUCCUCAAACUCCUGUCUGAGAGAGUUGGACCUGAGUAACAAUGACAUCCAGGAUUCAGGAGUGAAGCUGCUUUCUGAUGGACUGAAGAGAAACUGUCAGCUGGAGAUACUGAGGUUUUCCAUAUGUAAUCUCACUGCUCAGUCUUGUGAGAGCUUGUCAUCAGCUCUACAAUCCUCAAACUCCCGUCUGAGAGAGCUGGACCUGAGUAACAAUGACCUGCAGGAUUCUGGAGUGAAGCUGCUCUCUGAUGGACUGAAGAGAAACUGUAAGCUGGAGAUAUUGAGGUUAUCUGGCUGUAUGGUGACAGAGGAAGGCUGCGUUUAUUUGUCUUCAGCUUUGAGUUCAAACCCCUCACACCUGAGAGAGCUGGAUCUGAGCUACAAUUACCCAGGAGAUUCAGGAGUGAAGCUGCUCUUUGAAAAUCUCAAGUAUCUGGACAAACUACAAAUGGAUCAUGGAGGAGAAUCCAGAAUUACAGCAGGACUACACAAAUAUUCCCAUCAGCUCACUCUGGAUCUGAACACAGUAAAUAAACGCCUCCAUCUGUCUGAGAGCAACAGAGUGAUUACUGGCACCCGCACAGUCCAGCCGUAUCCUGAUCAUCCAGAAAGAUUUGAUGUGUGUCAGGUGUUGUGUAGAGAGAGUGUGUGUGGACGCUGUUACUGGGAGCUGGAGUGGAGUGGAGAUAGAAGUGUGCGUAUAUCGGUGUCAUAUAAGAGCAUCAGCAGGAAGGGAGGAGGUGAUGAGUGUGGGUUUGGAGGUAAUGAUCAGUCCUGGAGUUUGUUCUGCUCUCACUACGGUUACUCAUUCACUCACAAUAACAGAUGGACUGAUCUCCCUGUGAAGUCCAUCAGCAGGAGAAUAGGAGUAUUUGAUGAUGAUGAUGAUGAUGAUAUCAGGAGAAUAGGAGUGUUUGUGGAUCACAGUGCAGGAACUCUGUCCUUCUACAGCGUCUCUGACACAAUGAGCCUCAUCCACACAGUCCAGACCACAUUCACUCAGCCGCUCUAUCCUGGGUUUUAUGUUGAAUAUGGAUCAUCUGUGAAACUGUGUUGAUGAAUCAGAAGAGACUGACCAGAGAUUCUACACUGGUAAAAAUUAUGUGUUGGAUUUACUUAAAAUAUAUACAGUAUGCACCAUUUUUGCAUCACACUUUUUAAGUAAACCCAACUUAGAACAAUUUUACUUAAAAUAAACAAGAUAAUCUUUGUUAUAUGAACUUAAAUAUUCGAGUUCACUCAACAUUCUUUACUUAAAACAUGCAACAUGAUAUAAUUUACUAAAUAAUAUCAAGUUGUGUUUACUUAAUAUUUUAGCUCAUUUAUAUUAAAUAUAUAAUUAAUUGAGUUGAACCAACAUUCUUUACUUAAAAAAAAAUAUGUAACACGAUAGAAUCUACUAAAUAAUUGCAAGUUGUGUUUACUUAAUAUUUAAGCUCAUUUAUAUAAAAAAAUUAAUUGAGUUAACUUAACAUUUUAACUUAAUUUAUAUCUUCAUCUUUUGGUCUGCUUACUGCACUGCUCCAGUACAUUCAAUAUCUUAUAUAAAUUAAACACGCAAAUCACAAAAAAUAAAGCAUUUCAGUUUAUUUUUUGACAGGCUGCAAAGCAACGGUGAAGCCUGAAAACAUCGUGAAUGUACAACAAAAUGUUUACACUCCGAUUGAUGCACGAGAUCAAACAGACAGUACAAUUUACAUUUACAUUUAAUCAUUUAGCAGACGCUUUUAUCCAAAGCGACGUACAAUAUGAGAACAAUAGAAGCAAUGAGACCAUCGAGAGUGCAGCAGUAUACAAGUGCCAUGACAAGUUUCAGUUAGCCCAGCACAGUACACGUAG